UCCGCUUUAUGUUAUAGUUUGACUCAAGACGAAAUCGGUUGAGCUUUGAACAUCGUGGUGUUAAUUUGAGCUUAAGAGAUUAAUAUUACAAGAUAGUAUAUAUUUUGACUUUAUCGAAAAGUAGAAUAAGAAAAAAAAGCCACAAUGAUUUCUAUAAAAAUCGUUAUUUUUAUUUUAUCGUUGAUCCUCUUCGAUUCUGCUAACGGUCAGCCAAUCAGACUCGCGGGGGUGGAUAAAAAUGAUUUGAAUAUCGAAUUAUCCCUAUCCAAUGCGGAAAAUGAAUUAUCGAACUUAUCAUGGAAACGAUUGAAACGCGUUUCCGAUCAAAGAUUGGCAGAACUUGAAACACUUUAUAGCAUUUAUAAAAUAAAUUCCCUAACGUCGACAGACCGACCUAUUUAUAUCAGAAUGAAACCGACAAUAAUAAAACGACGUAAACGAAAGAACAAUGAAAAUCAAACCGAUUCACGAAGAAUCGUUCGACAUACAAACAAACUGACCUACGAUGAAACCCCUAGAUGAUUUCAUUCUAUAAUUAGGGGACACUGAAAAAAAAAAAA
Polistes dominula (European paper wasp) is the source of this 560-nucleotide messenger RNA. RefSeq lists its product as uncharacterized. The record is from RefSeq and is a predicted model, not a curated record. Lineage: Eukaryota; Metazoa; Arthropoda; Insecta; Hymenoptera; Vespidae.